Messenger RNA from Acanthamoeba castellanii str. Neff, 2709 nucleotides. Its product is annotated as ubiquitin carboxyl-terminal hydrolase. Lineage: Eukaryota; Discosea; Longamoebia; Acanthamoebidae. The transcript is spliced from 12 exons. Bases 1 to 2709 code for a protein of 902 amino acids. The record is from RefSeq and is a predicted model, not a curated record. Gene Ontology annotation, molecular function: cysteine-type endopeptidase activity; cysteine-type deubiquitinase activity. Gene Ontology annotation, biological process: protein deubiquitination. Gene Ontology annotation, cellular component: cytosol; nucleus.
AUGAGUGAAGAUGGGGAGGCCAAGUGGCCUUGUCCGCAAUGCACGUUCUUGAAUCCGGAUUACAGCCCCACCUGCGAAAUCUGCGACAUCACGAGAACAGAUGCCGACCUCACCAUCCAGGUCUAUGCGAACGACCCACCCUCGCACGACGCGGGGCCAGCGUUGGGCCAACAUGUCGCGCCCGACCAGACGCAGCUGCACAACGAAAUCGCUGCCGAUGUUGAUUUCUCGUCUGUGCAGAAAGACGACACCACCCUGUUCGCGCCAGAGACCAUACGCGCUGCUACGCGUUCCUACUCGGACAUCACACCCCCCUUCGGCGAUGAUGACGACGGCGCGCUGCUGUACGAGGAGGAGCCUGCGCAGAUGGGCGCCACCUCCGCCGACGCCGCCACACUAACGCCCGAGGAGGAGCUGGAGCUGCAGCGCUACUGCGACUCGAUCGAGUUCCCCUCGCCUCCCCAGGACGAGGCCCAGGGCCUGGAGAACCUGGCGGAGCACUUGAGGUCGGCCUACGCGGGGAAGUCCUACCUGGAGGUGCUGCGGGAGUACCCCGAGGGCGCGCGGAAGCUCUACCACCGCUACUUUGCGGUGGUGUGCCCCCUGAAGAACCUGUCGUUCGCCUCGGCCAUUGAGGCCUGGGACGCGCUCAGCUUCGACACAGUGUUCAAGUCCUACGCCGAGUGGAAGGAAUUCCUCCUCCAUAAGCAGAAGCUCAAGGGCAGCAUCAGCAAGGCAUCUCUCUCUCUCUCUCUCGCGUACCACACCGCUACCGACGGGUGGCAAAUGCUAUGGGCCUUCGCCGAGAGCGAGGAUCGGCUGCUGAACGAAUACUCGACCGACGAGGCGUGGCCCAGCAUCAUCGAUUCGUUCGUGGAGUGGAAGUACGAGAAAGAGGGACGCACCUUCAAGUCCGAGUCGGCCUUCACGAUCGAUACCUCCGCGUUCGACUACCGAUGGAACACCACCAACGGCGAUUCGUCGUCACGCACGGGCGACUCCCCGUCCGCCUUCCUCUCGUCCAGCGUGGGCGGCGCGUCGUCGUCGGUCUCUUCGAUGUUCUCCACCAGCUACUCGUGGACCUCCGACUACCGCGGGCUCUACAACCAGGGCGCCACCUGCUACAUGAACAGCCUCCUGCAGACCCUGUUCAUGACCCCCGAGUUCCGGCGCAGCCUGUACCUGUGGAAGGGCGGCAAGGGCCUCACGCAGGAGGAGGAGGACGACAGCAUCCCGCUGCAGCUCCAGCGGCUGUUCGCGCGGCUCCAGUUCGGCGAGGGCUCGGCCGUCUCGACGCAGGCGCUGACCAAGAGCUUCGGCUGGGACAGCGGGCAGUCGUUCGUGCAGCAGGACGCCCAGGAACUGUGUCGCGUGCUGUUCGACGUCAUCGAGGAACACUUUGCCGGCACGUCCGAAGAACAUGUCAUCCAGGAACUGUACCAAGGGCGGGUGAAGGACUACGUACAGUGUACAGUAUGCGGCUACGAGUCCUCGCGUCCGGACAAGUUUCUCGACAUAUCGCUGGACAUCCAUCAGGUCAGCAACCUCACCGAAGCGCUCGACAAGUUCGUCACCCCCGAAAUCCUCUCCGGCUCCUCUCGCUGGCGAUGCUCCAAAUGCGACGCAUUGGUCGAUGCGCGCAAGGGCCUCAAGAUCGUGGAGCUGCCCUACAUCCUCAUGGUGCAGCUCAAGCGCUUCGACUACGACUACGACCGCGACCACCGCAUCAAGCUCAACCACCUGGUCGAAUUCCCCUACCACCUCAGCCUGGACAAGUACGUCGACGACUCCUUCGAGCCCGAGGCCAUCACCCACCCAGACACCCCCGCUCGAGGCAAGGGAAGUGGGAGCGAGGGCGCCAGCUUGAUGGGCGGGAAGACGAUCCGCGAGCAGAGGCAGGUGCUGCAGGACAGUGUGGCGAGGCUGCAGGAGUCGCUCCUGGACCCGCCCAGCGAGCUGCUGGCCGACCACUACCGGAGCGAGAUCGAGCGCCAUCAGGCCACUCUCAAGCUGCUGGACGAGCAGGAGAGCAAGGAGCGCGAGGAGGCCGCCAACCAGGCACUGGCCGCCGCCGAGGAGGAGAUCGCCAAGGGCAAGGAGGCGGCCAAGGACCACGACGACGAUGGCACAUCGAAGGCGACCACCAACAAGAAGAGAAAGGGGGACACGAAGAGCGAGACGAUGGUCAGCGGGGCCGACGAGACGAAGGGCCACAGCUCGGGUCUGGACACGAUGGAGUCGUCGACCACUGCGCCCGACCACUCGUACAAGCUCUACUCGGUGCUGGUGCACAGCGGCUCGGCGACGGGCGGCCACUACUACGCCUACAUCAAGUCCUUUGAGAAGAACAAGUGGUAUGAGUUCAACGACAGCUACGUGACCGAAGUGUCGGAAGACAAGGUCAAGCAGGCCUACGGCUCGGAUGGCAGCGGUUCGAUUAUGGGCACCUCCUGGGGAUGCUCCGCCUACAUGCUCUGCUACAGGCGCGUUGAUGCGGACCGCAACAUCAGCUCGGUGCUGGCGGAGGAGGUGGACGAAGAACUCAGGAACAUCAAGGACGUCGAAUCGGCCGCCACGCCGUGGACGUUCAACUUUGCGGAGAAGGACAAGAGGAAGUGGCGCCGAGACAGCAGCGACGACGAGGCCGACAACGAACGAGGCGCGCCACCUUCUUCUUCUUCUGCCCGUUGCUUGCUCGGUGAUGGGUGA